AUGGCUCAUGAGCCCAUCCUGCCUGGACUGCAACCAAUCAACAUUUACUCGAUACUCCCGACCGUGUUGCUCUUCCAUGUUCGCCUCAAUGGACAACCGGCCGCUAUUGGCGGAGGGCAAGCUCACCGCAUCAGACUUAAUUCGUACGCAAUGCCUAUCCUCGAAUUAAAUUCCGGUGUCUUUUCCUGCAUCGAAGAUUUGGCCUCACAGGAAGAUCAAAGCCAGGGCUCUCGAGAGACCGACCCUGGAGGACACGCCAAAGGCGUGAGCAGAAGCAUAAAUCAAAGACUCCACGAGACAUACACCGACGGAUCGUUUCUGGGCAGGCCUCCUCCCCGCAUGCAGCGAAGAAACUGGGACAUUGACGAUUGA
Coccidioides immitis RS is the source of this 372-nucleotide messenger RNA. RefSeq lists its product as uncharacterized. NCBI's taxonomy places the organism in Eukaryota, Fungi, Ascomycota, Eurotiomycetes, Onygenales, Onygenaceae. The record is from RefSeq and is a predicted model, not a curated record. The transcript has 2 exons. The coding region runs from base 1 to 372 and encodes 123 amino acids.